Gastrolobium bilobum is the source of this 1848-nucleotide messenger RNA. RefSeq names its product ACT domain-containing protein ACR3-like. The record is from RefSeq and is a predicted model, not a curated record. NCBI's taxonomy places the organism in Eukaryota, Viridiplantae, Streptophyta, Magnoliopsida, Fabales, Fabaceae. Bases 274 to 1614 code for a protein of 446 amino acids. The transcript has 8 exons.
AGUUAUUUUUUUCAAGCGUAGAAAGAGAAACAAGAGAGAGAGAGAGAUUGGAGUUGAGUGGUAUUCCAACGUCGAAAGCAGGGAAGAGAGACACAAAGGUUUCUCGUAAAGUACUCUUGUUUCUUUCUCUCUCUGUGUAUAUAUGUGACUCCUCUGCCUAUUAUCACUUUGUGAGCUUAUGGUUGGUGUUGCCGUGUUGGAAUUCUGGAACAACUUCUUUCCAAUAAUUAAGGAAAAACGAGGCAUCUCAUUGACUGGAGAAGUUGGUUAAAAAUGGCUACAGUUUGUUGGCCAUAUUUUGAUCCUGAGUAUGAAAACUUCAGCAAUAGAAUCAACCCUCCAAGGGUCUCUGUAGACAACGCUACUUGCCAUAAUUGUACACUGAUCAAGGUUGAUAGUGUUAACAAACCUGGAAUUCUGCUGGAAGUGGUGCAAAUCUUGACAGACCUUGACUUCAUAAUUACCAAGGCUUAUAUAUCUUCUGAUGGGGGGUGGUUUAUGGAUGUAUUUCAUGUCACGGAUCAGCAAGGAAAAAAGAUUACAGAUAGCAAAACCAUUGACUUCAUCGAAAAGGCUCUAGGACCAAAGGGCCAGAGCACAGAAGGGGUGAAGAAUUGGCCAGGGAAACGGGUUGGUGUGCAUUCUGUUGGUGACCACACAGCCAUUGAGCUCAUUGGCAGAGACCGCCCUGGUCUCUUGUCUGAGAUCUCAGCUGUCCUUGCCAACCUCCAUUAUAACGUAGUUGCAGCUGAAGUUUGGACUCAUAACAGGCGAAUAGCUUGCGUCCUUUAUGUCAGUGAUACUACAAGCCAAGCUGUGGAUGAUCCUAAUAGAUUAUCUCUUAUGGAGGAGCAGCUCAACAAUAUCUUACGUGGAUGUGAGGAUGGUGAGAACGUUGCUAGGACUAGUUUCUCAAUGGGUUUCACCCAUAUGGAUCGGAGGCUCCACCAAAUGUUGUUUGCAGAUAGGGAUUAUGAAAGUUCUGGAGUGACAACAGAUGUUGAAUGUCCUCCCUCUUUCAGGCCAAAAAUCACAAUAGAACGUUGUGAGGAAAAAGAGUACUCAGUGGUUAGUGUCAGGUGCAAAGAUCGGGCAAAACUCAUGUUUGACAUUGUUUGCACUCUUACUGAUAUGCAAUAUGUUGUUUUCCAUGCCACAAUCUCAUCGGAUGGCCCUUAUGCAUUGCAGGAGUACUUUAUUAGGCACAUGGAUGGAUGCACCCUUGAUACUGAAGGAGAGAAAGAAAGGGUCAUCAAAUGCAUCGAAGCUGCUAUUCAAAGAAGAGUAAGCGAGGGUGUGAGCCUUGAGCUGUGUGCUAAGGAUAGAGUUGGCUUGCUAUCUGAAGUAACAAGGAUUCUACGAGAGAAUGGCCUAACAGUUUGUAGGGCAGGUGUAUCAACAAGAGGGGAACAAGCACUGAAUGUCUUCUACGUGAGGGAUGCAUCAGGGAAGCCAGUGGACAUGAAAACUAUCGAAGCACUUCGUAAAGAAAUAGGAAAGACAAUGAUGGUGGAUGUGAAGAGGGUACCAACCAAUGCCAAAGCACCAGAGACCCGAGGAUGGGCUAAAACAAGCUUCUUCUUUGGUAACUUGUUGGAAAGGUUCUUGACUUGAGAAUCGUGCAUUUGACCUGGUUGAUUUGUAAAAGACACAUCAUAAUGUAUAGAAGAAUAAAAGGCUGUUUGUGUCUCAGUCAUGGACAGUGCUUGGACUUUGGCCCUUUAGUAUCAGAACAAUGCUUGUCACUUAUAUUCCCCCUUGGCCCAUUCUAUCCCUUCCCCAUCUUUGAUGUAUCCUGUUUAUAUUUUCUAUGCCUAUUACCCCUUUCAUGAAUAUGAAGUUUUUCUC